Molecule: messenger RNA, 1086 nt
Organism: Solenopsis invicta (red fire ant)
Lineage: Eukaryota; Metazoa; Arthropoda; Insecta; Hymenoptera; Formicidae
Gene: PrBP
Product: retinal rod rhodopsin-sensitive cGMP 3',5'-cyclic phosphodiesterase subunit delta
Exons: 4
Coding region: 187-630 (147 amino acids)
Biological process (GO): sensory perception of light stimulus
Cellular component (GO): cytoplasm
Source: RefSeq, a predicted model, not a curated record
CGUUUGCUAUCGCGAUUUUUUCGCAGGCACUAUGGCGUCGGCGCGUCGGCGUCAGCGGCUCGCUCCGCUCGCUGGUGUUUACAAUUCAAAGUGACUCGGAGGCAUGGGAUCGAUAGUCUGCGCGUCGUUUUCACACACUUCUAUAUAAUCCAUUCGACCUGUGAUCCAUUCGUCUUGUGCCUAAAUAUGCCGUCUCGCGGGGAGGACAUCCUCAAAGGAUUUCAGGUUAAUUGGAUGAAUCUGCGCGACGCCGACAGCGGAAAGAUUCUCUGGCAGGGCAACGAAGACUUAUCUGUACCUGACGUGGAACACGAGGCACGUGUACCAAAGAAAAUCCUGCGAUGCCGCGCGGUGUCGAGGGAGAUCAACUUCAGCUCCGCGGAACCUAUGGAGAGGUUUCGUCUGGAACAGAAGGUACUAUUCAAGGGACGUUGUUUGGAGGAGUGGUUCUUCGAGUUCGGAUUCGUCAUUCCGAACAGCACCAACACCUGGCAAAGCUUGAUCCAAGCGGCACCGGAAAGUCAAAUGAUGCCUGCGAAUGUAUUAAACGGCAACGUUGUAAUAGAAACAAAAUUCUUCGACGACGAUCUCUUAGUGUCCACCAGUCGAGUCCGUCUCUUCUACGUCUAAAGCGAUUUCCAAACGGUCCUACCAAUCGUACAUAAUCGCGGGACCAAUCGGCAUGAACGGAGAGUACAUGAAAAUAGAACAAUUGCACGUGUGAUAACAAACACACAAAAUAAACAAAAGUGUGACAAACUGAUCGAUUUGCGUCCCUUAUGUCAGACACUUUUCAUGCAUAUAUUUUAAUAUAAGAUUUUGACAAUCUCAUGAUUCUAGAAAUCUACAUAGAGAUUCACACAAACAGAUCGAUAUCAAAAUUACAAAGCUUUAUCAAGCAAUAGCGUUUUUCAAGGCCUAGUGUAUUUAGAAUACGUUUUUCACUCUUGAUAAUGUGAGGAAAAUGACUGCACUGCUGAAGCACGUAAUUUAUUUGUUACUUGUUAAGUAUGAAUAAAUGCAAUAAGUUUUGUACAUAUUGUAAUACACUACACUGCGAGAGCAAUAAAGUUUUAAAAAAAGUUA